CCCCCUCCGCGGGAUCAUGACGGGCGCUUCCUCCCUGCGGUUCUGAAAGGAGACUUCGGCGGCCCUCUGCGGCCGGAGCUUCGGCGGCCCCGGUGGUGGAAGAAGCGGCUCUCUGGCUCCCGUGCUGGUCCUCUCUCCUGCCCUUCCCCUGGGACUCCUUCCUGGCCUCCUCCUCGCGGUUCCUCGGGAGACUCGUCGCGGCCCGGGCCCGGCCAUGGCGGACUUCGACGAGAUCUACGAAGAAGAGGAAGACGAGGAGCGGGCCUUGGAGGAGCAGCUGCUGAAGCACUCGCCAGACCCGGUGGUGGUGCGCGGCUCCGGCCAUGUCACUGUGUUUGGGCUGAGCAACAAAUUUGAAGCAGAGUUUCCCUCCUCGUUAACGGGAAAAGUUGCACCUGAGGAGUUCAAAGCCAGCAUCAGCAGAGUGAAUAGCUGCCUUAAGAAGAACCUUCCAGUCAAUGUCCGAUGGCUACUCUGUGGCUGCCUUUGCUGCUGCUGUACUUUAGGUUGUAGUAUGUGGCCAGUUAUUUGCCUCAGUAAAAGAACACGAAGAUCGAUUGAGAAGUUAUUAGAAUGGGAAAACAAUAGGUUAUACCACAAGCUGUGCUUGCAUUGGAGGCUAAGCAAAAGGAAAUGUGAAUCGAAUAACAUGAUGGAAUAUGUCAUUCUUAUAGAAUUUUUACCAAAGACACCAAUUUUCCGACCAGAUUAGCAUUUACUUUACUUAGAGACUUCCCAAAUAUGUUGUCUUUUUUCCAAUGGUGCCUUGCUUGGUGCUCUCCUGGUGGUGAUAUAGCGUUGGUUCUACAGAAUCUUGUGGUGUUCUUCAUUCUUCUCUCUCCCUUUUUUUUUGUAACAGCAUGUUCAAAGUGCAUUUUGUCAAACUCUGCAGAAAUCAUUUCAUGCAAAUGUCAGUGUGAUUUAAGUUAUUACCUAUCCCUUUUCUGUUGUCAAUGAAUCCUGAUUUUCCAGAGUGUGUGUUUCUUUGUGUGUGUGUGUGUAUAUAGCUAUAAACACACAACCAAAAAUAGCUAUAGAUGAAAAGGUAUUUUUAACCCUAAGAUACGCAUCUGUAAAUUGUGAAAAUUGUCAGUCACCAACCUAUGCACUUGCAUCUUCUCUGAAUCUGCAUAUUUUGCCAGUAACAUAUUUGUAUAUACUCAUUUUUCUUCUCUACUUUUCGGGAACAUAAAAUCAGCUACCCUGUGAGGUGACAAAGCAGGAUUUCUUGAUAAAUUUCUUGAAACCCAAACACUGUUUCACCUUUACACUUUUUUUCUAUUCCAUGAAGAAACCCCAUCUGCUCGGAAGAUAUUCAUCCCCAAGAAACUUGAAAUUAGAUUGCUAUUAUUCCACUAGAAGAACCGGUGGUAGAUUUGCAUGUGUUGAAUGGUUAAUACUGCUCAGGAUCAUAAAAAUCACUAGUAUUUCACAGAGGAUCGGUGUAUAUACAGCCAUGGUUGACCUGCUGUGACUAAGAGAUUGGGAUCGUUGAUGGAACAUGUGACCCACAACCCACUUCCAAUCUAUUAAUUACAGUUGAAAAAAUAGACCAUAUGUUUGGGAGGGAGAGUGUGUAUGUGCACACUUAAGUAUAUGUGUGUAUUGUGGCUAAUGCCAUGUAACAGCUUUACUGUUUUUUUAUUGUUUACCAGAUCUAGUAGUACACAAGGAUGCAAGAUCAUCAGAAAUAUAUUUGUUAAAUGAAUGCUUUGGUAAUUUUUAUUCUUAAACGCUACAGGUUUUGUCCCCAGCCCGGAAAAGUUAGUUGUUCUUAAGUCCCAUUAAAAUCAAUGGAUCUAGUUAGUUGUGGCUAACUUUUUAAAGUCCCAUUAAUUUAAAUGGGAUUUAAGUGCAACACAACUUUCCAGUUUCUUAUUUUUACAUUUUCCCUUUGGCUGGGGCAUUUGUAUGUAAAACAUUGACAACAUUAUACCAGAAGCUAUGGAUGUGUUAAUAAUGUCUUGAUUUUUACAUCUGUGUAUCAGAUGUGUAAGUCAAAAAUUGGUUAUUUGACUUAAUAGCAGACUGAAUGUUUUGGGUAAUACUUAUGAUAUCCCAGCUUCCGUUCUAUUGUUAUGUUUACAUGUUUAGCAUUUUGUUUCCUGUUUUUAUUGUUUGCACAAGAAAGCAUUCUUAAAUAUGGAUAUGUGAUAUUAUGCUUCGGUCAGGCCAGAUUUUAGUUUCUUGGCUGUGCAUAUCGUCAUGUAUUAUGUUUAAUGCCUCCUUAAUGCAGUUAUUUCCAAAACAACUUGGUUUUUGGAUAUUAAUGUACAUGAAUUAUAAAAUACGUUAAGGGCCUGUUCUUCAUGUAGCAGAGCAAUAAUGUGAAUAGCCAACAAAUGCAACCUGCUUAAUAUUUGUAUUAAUGAAAAGUUUACUCCACUGCAAGAAUACCAUUUUUUCUUCAUUUAAAUACAAGUUUCACUUUACUGUCAUUA
This is a messenger RNA of Elgaria multicarinata webbii, 2441 nucleotides long. RefSeq names its product cysteine rich hydrophobic domain 2 (gene CHIC2). The record is from RefSeq and is a predicted model, not a curated record. Gene Ontology annotation, cellular component: plasma membrane; Golgi-associated vesicle. Bases 215 to 712 code for a protein of 165 amino acids. The transcript is spliced from 6 exons. Lineage: Eukaryota; Metazoa; Chordata; Lepidosauria; Squamata; Anguidae.